Messenger RNA from Anopheles funestus (African malaria mosquito), 1373 nucleotides. RefSeq names its product endothelial zinc finger protein induced by tumor necrosis factor alpha-like. Gene Ontology annotation, cellular component: nucleus. The transcript is spliced from 3 exons. Gene Ontology annotation, molecular function: zinc ion binding; RNA polymerase II transcription regulatory region sequence-specific DNA binding; DNA-binding transcription factor activity, RNA polymerase II-specific. Bases 125 to 1270 code for a protein of 381 amino acids. Gene Ontology annotation, biological process: regulation of transcription by RNA polymerase II. NCBI's taxonomy places the organism in Eukaryota, Metazoa, Arthropoda, Insecta, Diptera, Culicidae. The record is from RefSeq and is a predicted model, not a curated record.
AAAUGCCAACAAACGUCAGUCCGUAUGUGAAAUACAGUUUGCUGUCAAAAUUUUUUUUUCCAAAAAUGUAAACAAUACGUCUGGUCAAACAACAAGCUGACUAACGAAAAGUAUCUCUAGACUAAUGAGCUGCACGGAAAGAGUUUGUCGCCUUUGUUUGCAGGAAGAGUUGGAACACGACCAUGGCGUACUGGUUCCGUUGGCCGAUAACAGUAAGAUAGUGAACAUUAUACGGGAAACAACCACGAUCGAUGUUUUCAUAGACGACCGAUCACAGUAUUACUUGUGUGUGGAGUGCAAAGAGGCCCUUCUCAAGUGCUUUGACUUUCGCGAACGUUGCAUCAUAAACGAUGCAAUAUUCCGGCGGAAAUUCUCACAAUAUGCUAGUGCAACGGAGGAGACAGUUUUCAUGCCCGUCGACACUGUCAGCCUGGAAGGCAGGGAUGGUGUGGAGAAGGAGGAAAAGGUCGAAAAUUCCGAAGAUGACGAAGAACCGUUUAUGCAGGAGUUUUUGGUUGAAACAAUCGAAAACAACGAUGAUUGUGAACCGUACGAACCAUUGCAAGACGAGAUGCUGGCGGCUGAUUUCUCCGACAGUGAAGAAUUAUCCAAGAAGAAGAAAAAUGAUCGAAGGAAGCGGGGCCGCAAGAAAACCGUGGAGGUCGACAAGGCAAAUAACAAGCUACCUUGCGCCCAGUGCGGGAAAAUGAUUGCACGGAAUAACAUCAAUCAGCAUCAGCUUACGCAUGAUCCCGAUCGGCCGAAGGUGUUUUGUUCGUACUGUGGAAAAGCGUUCAAAGAUCCGCGCCGGAUGCAGAUGCACAUUAACAGCAAUCACACGCUAGAGAAGAAGUAUCCAUGCGAGAUAUGCGGGAAGGUUUAUCUUCGCCCGACUUCACUGAAGGAUCACAAACUGGCGAAGCAUAGCGACGACAAGCGGUACGAGUGUUCCGACUGUGGAAUGGCUUUUACCAGCUGGGCGCAACGGUGGCACCAUUUCAAGAAAGAGCACACAACGGCCAAACCAUUCGCCUGUACCUACUGUGAUUGGGCGUUUAAGUUCAAGUGUGAUCUGACCCUGCACAUCCGGAAGCACACUGGAGAAAAGCCUUUCAAGUGUGACAUCUGUGGAAAAGCGUUCAACAAGAGUUACAACGUAGUGAUACACAAGAAAUCGCACCGCAAUCUCCUGCCAGCUGAGCAAGGAAUGGGGACAGCAGAAGGAACGCUGAUACCCCAAACCGUGGUAAAAUCGGACAAUACAAUUUAAGCGACGUAAGCACACGAUAUUUAUCUGCAAGUAUAUAAGUUAUUAUUUUAUCGCGAACAAUAUAUUCGUAAUUUUAUGAAAUAUAUAUUUCUUUCGAUCAUUA